Molecule: messenger RNA, 2743 nt
Organism: Lecanosticta acicola
Lineage: Eukaryota; Fungi; Ascomycota; Dothideomycetes; Mycosphaerellales; Mycosphaerellaceae
Source: the annotation of a GenBank genome assembly
AUGAAGUACGGAGAGACGCUCCGCCAGCGCUCAAUCCCCGCCUGGAGCCAUCGUAUGUACUUCCCACUCCCCACGCCAACUCUCCCGAAUCCCCUCCUACAUCAACCUCAUCUUGCCAUGCGCCACUCAUUCCUAACCAUUCGGCGUCAGAUAACAUCGAUUACGACGACGUCAAGAACUUCAUCAAGGAAAACACAACCCCCGGCCAUGGAAAGACCAUCUCCGUUCCCGGUCGAACCGACGACAAGCUCCUCGCCUUCGAGAAGGAGCUCUUCCACAUCCUCGCCGAGCAACAUUCGCGCAUCGGCCUCUUCGUGAAGAGUAAAGUGUCGGAGAUCCAGCACAGACUCGGUGAGUAGUCCAAUCUCAACACUCUCCUCUCUACUUCACCGCCAGAUCCCGCGAGACCGAAUCUGACAGGCAUGUGCCGAGACAUCCUCGACACCUGCAACAUGGGGCUCGCGCAAUUGUUGAGCGAGCCGGACCCUGUUAUUGCAUCAUCCUGGACACUCUGCGCAGUCAAUAAUCAUCAACGUCAACCACCUUUCUGACUGUCGUGCAGAUGAUUCCAAUAGGCGCCUACGGCAGCUCGCCGCUCGCAGGACUGACGCUGCCGAUGGACGAAUCCCAGUUCGCAGGUUGGAACGCUACGGCUUACUGGAAACCGGCGUGGUGAAGGUGGGUGACGAGAUAAAGUCGCUCGCUCGCUUCAUCGCCACUCAACGGACUGCGUUCCGGAAAUUGCUGAAAAAAUACCAGAAAUGGACCAAGUCGGGGACCCUGGAGGCCCGCUUUCGCGACGAGGUACUGGAAGACCCCAAGAGCUUCACCAGGUUAGAUCUCGGUUUCAUGUUAGACGACUAUUCCGCCACGCGACAAAGCAUCAGGACUCUGUAUGAAGACUACGUGAGGCAAUCGACCGAAGCGCAACGUACGCCGGCCUCGUUGGCUCCCAAAUCCGGCUCUUCCACAAUACGGCAGUUACAAGAUGCGGUGGACACAGCGUCCAAGGUUUCUUUCGAUACCAGCAUUGCGACUGUUCCUCUAGGCCCCAAUGGCACCCUCGCCAGCUACUUUGUUCACAAGGAGAACGUUGUUGAAUUGCAGGUCCUCCUGUUGCAGUAUACGCGAUAUCAUUCAUCUCGGAGCAGGUCCAAUUCUAUCGCUACGCCUGUCUCGUCUGAACCCCACACAAGACCAUUCAGCAGCAAGGGGACCGACUUCGCAGACUUCCAUCUCCUUGCGGCCGAUACCUUGUCUCGCUUUGCGCAGGAGCAGAGCGCCUUGACCGUCAACGAACGCGAGCAUCUCCCUGGUAGCUGCCCACAACGCGCUAAAGCAUCGGUAAGAUGGAAUAAUGAUGAGGAUGCGCUGGCCUGUCUGCGCUCAAGAUCCAGCGAUACGAAGACGGCGUUCCUGAAACGGAAGUACGUCAACGACUUCUUCGAUACGUGCGUCGAAUUCACCCCCAAACAGGAAGUCAGCUUUUCCGACAGCGUAGAGAGAGUGGAUGACCUGCGAAGGGAGCUGCUCAGAGAUGAAGUGAAACCUCUCUUCCAUUAUUCGAGCUGCAGAUCGCGAUUGAUAGGACUAGAUGAUGGCGCAGAGGGAAUGGUGCUGGCCACUCUGGACACGGGCGUCACGAUUGGGAAAGCCGACAAGGCCAGCGAGCCGAAGUCAAAGGUAGAAUUUCCAUUUGCUUUACUGUCGGUGCGGCAGGAAGGUUCUCCCAAGUCAGAUCUCGUUUCUGUACUCGAUGACAGCUACCUGGUAAGUCGGACGACUUUGAAUUGUUCCAGACUCAGUACUCACAAAGCUACAGGUCGAAAGAGUCCGCGGCUUUUCCAUUGAGUAUCAUUCAGUGUGGCAGAACCACCGGCCAGAGAACAUCCCGCCUCCAUAUUGGCUUCCUAUCCUCGAUCGCGACAUACGCAAACUGCCGCCCCCUGCAAUGAAGCGCAAGAGCACAGCUGAAGGCAGCGGAUCCGGCACACUCUCUACCGUAUCGCCGGCAUCGGUUGGAGACAGCACCACUGCGGCGGAGAACUACAACGAUCCACCAAUGGACCUCCAGCAGCCUCCACUACGCUCUUUCCGAAAGAAGAAGCGAAGACACUAUCCAGAAGCACAAUCAAAGUCGGCUCCACAGCAGCGGUAUUGGAGUGAGUACGACCACCCCGAGGACGAUGAAGGCGAGGCAUUCUACAUUCUCAUGGAUCCGAACGACAAGAAUGCCGUCGAUCGCUUGUUCGACCGGGUCGGUGCUCUGUUCCGCCGCAAGAACGCCGAGGAAGAAGCUCUGCUCCCGUCACCAGACUCACCGCACGAUGACGAAAGCUCUUCGGACGAAGAAGCCGGCACGCAUCGGAUCAAGCACAGUCGAGGCUUCGGCACCUUCCCUCGCCCAUCCAACGCCACCGGCGCCCAGAAGAGGAGUCUCGACCACCGCUCCUCCCUCACCCCCUUCGCCGGAACCUGCUUCGUUGCAUCCCUCGCCAUCCUCUUGUUAGCCUUCAUCCUCCACACGACAGCUCGACACAAAUACAUCCGCCAAGUCCACUGGGGCAUCCUCUUCGCCAUCAUCUGCAGUCUGGCUUUCGUCCUCGUCGGUUUCCUGUCCGUCCUUCGCGGCGGAAAGCAUCGAGAUCGACAUCCCACCCUGCCCGGCUGGGCCAUCAGCGUGACCGUCUUGCUUCUCGAUGCUGUCGGAGCUGGAGGGCUCUUGGCGUCCAUGUUCGGAUGA